Leguminivora glycinivorella is the source of this 3962-nucleotide messenger RNA. It is a transcript of the gene Nhe3, whose product is annotated as sodium/hydrogen exchanger 6. The coding region runs from base 250 to 2328 and encodes 692 amino acids. The transcript has 17 exons. NCBI's taxonomy places the organism in Eukaryota, Metazoa, Arthropoda, Insecta, Lepidoptera, Tortricidae. The record is from RefSeq and is a predicted model, not a curated record. Gene Ontology annotation, molecular function: sodium:proton antiporter activity. Gene Ontology annotation, biological process: sodium ion transport; regulation of pH; proton transmembrane transport. Gene Ontology annotation, cellular component: recycling endosome; membrane.
CGUCAGUUGGACGGACGAGUGAAUUUUGCAUAACAGACAAAAACAAUAUUUUUUUCUGAUAUCUGUAAUUAUAGUUUAGUGCAUAGCAUUAAUUUAAACAUCCGUAGUGAAAUAGUGAUCGGUUACUAUAUUUGUGUGUACAAAUUCUAUUUAUAAUCUUAGUGACACUUAGAUACGUCGUGUAAAGUAUUUAAGUUGCCAUCGAUUUCUGUAAUCUGAUAUUUUUAUAAUAGUGCGUACUAUCGCAACAUGAAUCUACUCGGUUGUUUGAGUUUCUUAUUUUACCUGGUGGUGAUAUGCCGCGCUUCAGGCACCGACAUCGCCUUGGACGCGAAGGCUACACUGCUUCACCGUAUAGACAGCUUAAACUUGCUGAUCUAUACCUGUCUUUUGACUCUGACGGUGCUUACUAUAUGGGUGUUUAAGCAUCGCCGAGUUAGCUGGCUGCACGAGACGGGGCUGGCCGUAAUAUACGGUCUAAUUGUAGGCGCUAUAAUACGCUAUGCGGGCAGUACCAAUGCUGUUACAUAUCUGGAUGCCCACCCUGAGCCUGAUGCAAAGUACAACCUGUCUGUGCCACCAGACAUGAUACGAUUUCACUUUCCAGAUACUAUACACAUACCAUCAGGAGAUGUUCCAAUACAAAAUAAAACAUAUGCAUAUAGCUUUAGAGGUGAAAUUGUAAAUGUGGAACAAAACGAAAUAGACUUAAAGGCAACAUUUGACCCGGAAAUCUUUUUUAACAUUAUUCUACCACCAAUAAUAUUCCAUGCAGGAUAUUGUUUAAAAAGGAAAUAUUUCUUCCGAAACUUGGGAGCCAUAUUGACAUUUGCUAUGGUGGGCACCGCCCUGUCAGCUCUAGUCAUUGGUGCGCUGAUGUACGGCUGUGUGCAACUGAUGCCAGCAUCUCUCGCUUCAAGCUUCACUUUUCUUGACACCCUGUACUUCGGUGCAUUGAUCUCUCCUACGGAUCCUCUUACAGUGCUAGCUAUAUUUUCACAGUUGAAAGUGGAUGUGAACCUUUAUGCUAUGAUAUUUGGUGAGAGUGUCCUCAAUGAUGCGGUGGCUUUAGUACUUAGCGGAGCCAUUCAAAAUUACGAGAAGAGGUACUCAAAUGAUGGAGGAUUUGAAAUCACAGCAUUUUUGGCGGCGAUUGGUGACUUCAUUGGGAUCUUCAGUUUGUCUCUACUCGUCGGUGCUUUCAUAGGAUGCUUGACUGCAUUGAUGACUAAGUUCACCCACGUGCGCGAGUGGCCGCUGCUGGAGUCUGCGCUGUUUGUCCUCAUGUCCUACGCCGCUUUCCUCAUCGCCGAAGUAUGCGAGCUUACUGGUGUGGUGGCAGUAUUAUUCUGCGGCAUUUGCCAAGCGCACUACACGUACAACAACCUGUCGUCUGACUCCCGCAACCGGACCAAACAGCUGUUCGAGCUGCUCAACUUCCUGGCUGAGAACUUCAUAUUCACGUACAUCGGAGUCUCCAUGUUUACCUUCCCGAAACACCACUUCGAUCCGUGGUUUAUUAUUGCGGGAUUUAUAACAUCAACGCUGGGCCGAGCCGUGAACAUUUACCCACUGUCCUUCAUGCUGAAUCUGGGCAGGAAGCCGCCCAUACCCAUGAACUUUCAACACAUGCUGUUUUUCUCAGGACUCCGUGGAGCGAUGUCAUUCGCUCUCGCCAUCCGCAACACGGUGUCAGAGGCUCGACAAGCCAUGCUGACGACUACGUCUCUGAUCGUCAUCGCUACAGUAGUUUUGCAAGGUGGAGCUGCUACACACGCCCUCGCCUACCUUAGGAUACCUACCGGAGAAGGCCAGAAUGACGAAAACGAAGCGCUGCCGUACCGCGACGUUAGAAGUCUGUACCAGGCCACGGAAACCGGAGGCUCGAGAGGCCGCAUGGUAGUUAAGUGGGGCAAUGGAGACAAAGGAGUGGUUAUGCCUUGGCAACUUAACUAUUACGAAGAAACAUCUCGCGUCGAAGGUGGCAGCGAAAAGGCUCGCUUGGCCAAGAUGUGGGGCGCGGUGGACUCACGGCUGCUCAAGCCACUGCUGACCCACGCUCGUCCGCCGCUGACUGAGACCUUGCCGACGUUCAUGAGCCCCGUGGCGCGUUGGCUGACCACCACACACCAGUACACGCAGGGGUGUCUGUACAAUUACAAAUUUGUUGUACCCGAAGCGGAUUCUGGUUUGGCUCGAAACCAGGACAGUUCCCUGCGUCGAGCGGACUCUGACUCUGACUUGUGUAUUGAUGAACCGCAACCCGUGCCUACCACGAUUGAUCCCCAGCUAUCAAUUAAUGUUCGGAACGGAUUUGGGCAUGUCUAAGCUUUGUUGCGUUCGUUAGUGACCUUCGGCUGUGAUAUAAAAUGGUCUAGAUUUAAUAAAAAUUUAAGUUAAUAGGAAAAAAAUGUUUAAUUAUUGCACGCAGCAAAUGUGGCCCGGACUCGUCGAAACUCGGAUCUCGGUGGAAGGUAUCACGGGAAGCAACAUUUGAGCAGGUUGAUUAUGUACAAGAAUGUAAAUGAGUGCCACAAGUGUAAUUAAUGUGAUAUCACUUUCAAGUUAAGAUGAAUUUUACUAUUCGAAACUUUUUGCAUGUAUGAACCAAUAUGUAUCAAACUGCUUAAGUUUGCUUAGUGUAAUUGUAGUUUUCUAUUUUACAUUUAUAAAAUUUCUCGAUAAGCGUAACAGAACUGAAGCCAUGUAUCGAAAUCAAUGCAAAUGUUGUCUAAAUGAAUCCUCUCGCUAAAUAUUCUUGAUUGUCGACCUUGCUUUCGCUAGCCACCUGCUGUGAUGUUUCCGUUAGAUAUAUAGGAUUUUCUUGCAGGGUGCAAUCUUAUAGCUAGUUCAAAUUUUAAUUAUAAUUAUAUCGCCAGAAUCUCGUAAUGUUUGUAGUUUUUUCUGGCACUAUUUCUUAGUGUAAUCAUGUGUUGACAUUUGACUGAUGUAAACCUUUGGACGAUAAAACUACAGUGCAGAGAACAUUAAAGCUUUUGCUCGAAUCAGAGAAGCAGAGCUUUAUUAACGUACCUUUGGGUUCUUAGUUUGCGUAGAAGGUAAACACAUGCUUAUUCCAGUUGCAUUAACGACUGGUGUUUAUGAAAAAGACCAAGCUCAUGUAUAUGACAAAAAGCAAAGUUUUUUUUGUAAUCUUGCCUGAUCCGGACUAUUGGUUUGAGGGAUUUGCGACCAGGAUACAGGUUUAUUUUUUUGACGCAGGUAUUUAUGAACCCUAAAAUGAAUAUGUUAUUUUUGUUAUUGGUUUCAACUGUUUAAAGGCAUAGUUUGAAACAAAUCCUUGUAUUUUUAGAUUCUUCUAACGAUUCGCGUAACUACCUAUGUAUGUUGUAUUGUAAAUAUUUUCUACUUAAUAAACUUCUUGUUACGGUUUAAAAAACCAGUCUUAAAAUAUAUAAUUAUUCUUUUUAUACACUUUGAAUUAUUUUUAUUGUGUUUUGUUUUCUGCUUGCAAGUGUGCAGUUCCGGUGUUAGGUAUUAAAAAUAUCGUUUCUUGUAAUUAAGGCAUUUAAAGCUAUCUGUAAGAUGAAUGUCAUAACAUUAUGCAAAUGGUAGUUUGAUCAGUUGCACAGACAUUACACCAAUGGUAUUAUGAACACUUCAUUAUGAUUAAUUGAUUAGUCAUACAACGUAAUUUUUGCUACUUUGUAAAAUGUAUAUUUAUUGUAAUUAUGUUCCCAAUGCUUAAACCCACCAAAUUGUAUUACACUCACACAUAGUGAGCUAUAUACAGUUUUAUAUCUAAUUGUUUUUUUUUUUAUAUGUUAUUUUAUCUGGAAUCAACCCUUUCACUGUCACAUAUUUGUGACAGUAUAAAAUAAACCUGAAUGUAUUGCUAAGAUAAAAUUGUAAAGACAGAUAGAUAUUUGUGUCAGCUAAAGGGUAUAAAAGUAUUUCACUCCUUUAUCAUAUUUAUAGGUGUAAUAAAAAGUGACUUGAGA